AUGAGACACUCCAUCUUAAACAUCCUGGGUGUCAGCGAGAGCAGAUGGACGGGAUCAGGAAGAUUAACAACAGCCUUGGGAGAAACUUUGCUGUAUUCUGGAUGGGAUGAUGGACAACACAAUGAGGGUGUUGCCAUCCUUUUGAAGAAGGGAGUGGAGCAUUCCCUGCUUGAAUGGAAGUCCAUCAGGAGCAGACUUGUGAGAGCCAGACUGAAAGGAAAACAUAAUAUCACCUUGAUUCAGUGUUAUGCUCCAACAAAUGACAGUGAUGAAGAAGUAAAGGACAAAUUCUACCUUACAUUACAGACGCAGAUGGAGAGAGUACCACGCCACGACCUAACUAUCGUCAUGGGAGACCUAAAUGCCAAGGUCAGUAAGAAUAAUACAAACAACAGAGCAAUGGGAAGACAUGGGUGUGGCACCAUGAAUGAAAAUGAAGAGAGGCUUCUUGAUUUCUGUAAUAUGAAUGACCUAGUCAUUGGCGGAACCCUAUUUCAGCAUCGUGAAAUUCACAAGCUGACGUGUUAUCCAAAUGGCAGAGAUAAGAACCAGAUUAACCCUAUCAUGAUCAAUGGCAAAUGGCAACGCUCGCUGACAGAUGUGAAAGUGAGAAGGGGUGCAGAUGUUGGCAGUGACCACCACCUUGUGACAGCCUCCAUCAAGCUGGAACUGAGAAUUAUAAAGAACAGGUUUCAAGCUCUUGCAAACCUUGAUGAAGUGGAGGGGAAUGCAGAUGAGGAGAUCAGCAAGAAGUGGGAUAAAUCUAUCCUGGCCCCUCUAUGUACAUCAGUCUGGGAAAGGAAAAACGUGCCAGAUGAGUGGACCAACGGGGUUAUAGUGAAGAUACCAAAGAAAGGAACUCUCAGUGAUUGUAAUAACUGGUGUGGUAUCACACUUUUGUCUGUGCCAAGCAAAGUAUUGUGUAAGAUUAUAGUCCAUUGUAUAUCAGAGGCAGUCAAUAGCAUUCUCAGAAAAGAGCAAGCUGGUUUUAGGAAAGGGCAUGGAUGCACAGACCAGAUCUUCACUCUACAAAACAUAAUAAAACAGUGCUUAGAAUGGCAAUGGCAACUCUACAUAAAUUUCGUAGACUUUGAGAAGGCUUUUGAUAGCAUUCACAGGACCAGCCUAUGGCACAUUCUGCGGGCAUAUGGAAUCCCUGUCUGUAUAAUCAACAUAAUCAAAAGCUUUUAUUUCAACUUCACAUGCAGUGUUGAUCACAGUGAGCUCAGUUUUGAAGUCAAAACAGGAGUAUAUCAGGGGUGUGUCAUGUCUGCAAUCCUCUUCAACAUUGCCAUUGACUGGGUAAUGCAGCAUACAACAGAAUACAUGCCAAGAGGCAUUAAAUGGACACCCUUCUCAUUGCUUGAAGAUCUGGACUUUGCAGAUGAUCUCUCUCUCCUGUCACAUACCCAACACCAUAUACAAGAAAAAACAUCCCGCCAGCAAAUUGGACCGAAAAAUCAACCGCAAUAA
Molecule: messenger RNA, 1473 nt
Organism: Chelonia mydas (Green sea turtle)
Lineage: Eukaryota; Metazoa; Chordata; Testudines; Cheloniidae
Source: RefSeq, a predicted model, not a curated record